CUUAAACUUUGCACUGAGGUUUACAGUUUGGAAUCACUGACUCCUCUACAUCUGUAUGCCUGGGGAAAGGCAUCUCCUUUCCAGCCUGGGGCAAGGGGUCAAGAGAACCCAGCCAGAAUCAAGGGGUUUCCUUUGAUACAAAUGGCAGCUACAUUGGACAGACAUGGGAGAGGGUUCUAUUUGGUUACUCCUGUGCUGGAAAGUAUGGCCCUGUCGAAGGCUGCAGGCACCAGGGUCUACAUGAAACUGGAGAAUGUCCAACCUACAGGCUCCUUCAAGAUUAGGGGCAUUGGCUACUUCUGUCAGGAGGCUGCCAAGAACGGCUGCAAACAUUUUGUUUGUUCCACCGGGGGGAAUGCUGGGCUUGCCGCGGCGUACGCUGCCAAGAAGCUGGGGAUCCCUGCCACCAUCAUAGUGCCAACAAACACCUCUCAAGAUACAGUGCAGAAGCUGGAGGAGCAGGGGGCGGAGGUGGAGGUCUUUGGGAAGGUCUGGGAUGAUGCCUACGUAAAAGCGCUGGCGUUAGCGGAGACCGAAGGCUGGAACAGUGUCCACCCCCUCCACCAUCCUCUCAUCUGGUGAGAAGUUGGGGCUUUGGUCCUUACAUUGGAGCUGAAGGAUGCGUUAAGCAACAAGCCGGGAGCCAUCGUCCUGGCGGUGGGAGGUGGAGGGCUGCUGGCUGGAGUGGUGGCUGGCCUGCAGCACGUGGGCUGGCAGGAUGUACCCAUCAUUGCAGUGGAAACCAAAGGAGCUGAUAGCUUCAAUGCAGCGCUCAGUGCGGGGAGAUUGGUCACCCUGCCAGAUAUCACCAGUGUGGCCAAAUGCUUAGGAGCCAAGACGGUGUGUGUCCGGGCACUGGAAUGUGCCCGUGAAUGCCAAGUCAUCUCCCAGCUGGUGGAGGAUGUGGAAGCAGUCCAAGCCAUGGAACAGUUCCUGGAUGACGAGCGGAUGCUGGUUCAGCCUGCCUGUGGAGCCCCUCUGGCUUUACUCUACACAGGUCGUGUUCAACAGCUGCAACGGGAAGGGCAUUUGAACCCAGACCUGGACUCCAUUGUCAUCAUUGUGUGCGGAGGAAGCAACAUCCAAAUGUCUGAGCUGCAGGCCCUGAAAACCCAGCUGGGCAUGAAAUGACUGUAGAGCAGCUCAUGGAGCAGGGGACUCAUGGAAUCCAAUGUAGCCACUAAUAAAUUGUAUUAUUGAGUUUUUGUAAGUGGAAUCUAAUGAAAUUCUAACCAGUUUAUAGACAAAGAUACAAGGCUUCUCUUGAGUCUUCGAUUCUCAGUGACUGCUUUAAUGUUCCUGAAUGAGGCUGCAUGCCCUGACGGUACCAGCUCUUGGGUAAGAAUGAAGGAGUGAGUCAGCUGAGCAAUGCUGGUUCUCUGUGAGCUGUGUCAUUUGGAAAGGUACUUUAGCCUACUCACUAGAGCUAGACAAUUUAUAGAUUUUGGUGAUCCAUCACUGUAGUUUUAACCCAUCUUUUUCAGCGUGAAUCAUUCAUGACUGACCCUGAUUUCUGAUAUUCUCAGAAGUUUAUUUGCUGAAUAAUUCUCACCCAGUGGAGCAAAAAGUUCAUUUGUGGUUGAUUAUCAGUCAUAAUAGAGUUGUUUCUGAUUCUUGACUGGAUGACAGAAACAUGUCUAGCUGCCAAAUAAAGCGAAGGAUGGAUUCUGCA
Messenger RNA from Pelodiscus sinensis (Chinese soft-shelled turtle), 1672 nucleotides. The record is from RefSeq and is a predicted model, not a curated record. Lineage: Eukaryota; Metazoa; Chordata; Testudines; Trionychidae.